Bactrocera tryoni is the source of this 823-nucleotide messenger RNA. RefSeq lists its product as uncharacterized. The coding region runs from base 158 to 670 and encodes 170 amino acids. NCBI's taxonomy places the organism in Eukaryota, Metazoa, Arthropoda, Insecta, Diptera, Tephritidae. The transcript is spliced from 3 exons. The record is from RefSeq and is a predicted model, not a curated record.
AUCGUGUAAAGUCAGUGCGUUUUGAAUAACGCGCGCGGAAAGCACUCUUUUGACGCUGUACUUUUUGCAAAGGCGAAAAAGCCUUGAAAAGAGUUCCAUUUAAGAAGAAAGUGAACACAGUUUAAAAAGGGCUAUUUUGGAAAACGCAUUGUAGAAAAUGAAGUGUUUUAGUUGCCUAGUGCUCUUAAUGUACCUUGGCGCCUGUGCAGCUUUCGGUCAGUAUCACAUGCGACACUAUAACAGCCGACAAGUGGACUCCAGUGAGGAGGAUGACACGAAUACAGUGUUGCGCUCCUAUCGCCGCUGCAUGUGGGAACAAUCGAAAUUUCUACCCCGUCGCCUGGUGUUGCUCAGCUUAUGUGCGAAUUUGUUUUGUGAAAAUAAUCAAAUCGUACCACGUUCCAGGUCUAUUUUUGUAGUGGAAAAGAUGUCUAGACCCAACGACUGCCUGGACAUUUUGCCCGACCAAUGCGAGCAAGGCGAUGAGGAGGAGCUCAUGUAUAAACCCUUCCCCGAUUGCUGUCCAGUCUAUUGUAAUCUCAAGAGACGCAUGCAACGCCUGAAGACAAUGCACUACCGACAUCGGAAACUUUUGAAUUUGCAACAACAACAAGCGCAGUCAGAUUUACUGCUUGGCAACUACAAUGUGGAUGAUCUGGGCUUCAGAUAAGUGCGUCGGCAAGGAUGCCGCAAGCGCACACUUGGCAGUGCUGCAAGCGCAAAAGUGCCCAGUUUUGUGAGAAGAAAAAAGUUUUUUUUUGAAUUAAUGAAAAUUCAAUAUAGUGGCUCGUAAUAAAACUCGAAGUGUGAAGUGUUGUAUUUA